This is a messenger RNA of Ceraceosorus bombacis, 284 nucleotides long. NCBI's taxonomy places the organism in Eukaryota, Fungi, Basidiomycota, Exobasidiomycetes, Ceraceosorales, Ceraceosoraceae. The record is from the annotation of a GenBank genome assembly.
AUGGCCGAGGCAAGCACCCGCCGCCUCGCCCUCAUCGAGGCGUUUGCCCGUCAACAGGUGCCUGUGGCUGUCCACACUUCCUCGGAAGAGCAAAAAGUGGCCCAGGCAAAGAAAGAAGCCCAAAAAAUGUAUGACAUGAUCAUGCAGACCUUUCCUGACCCCCCUUGUGAGUACUCGCUAUAGCAUUGUUGCAGAUGCUCGAGCGCUUGCGCUGACUUUGAGCAACAUUGCCUCUAGAUCCCAGCUCCAACCCAACCACUUCAACUUUUGUAGAGUCGGAGUGA